AUAAAUAAGCAUUGCUAUAGGGGCAUCAGCAACCAUUGCCUAGACCACUAAAAAGAAGUCAAAGAAAUGGAUCCUAAACUGUAUGAAGCUGUAAUAACCGGUGACUUUGCUUCUUUGCAGGAAUUAGCAAGCUCGGAUUUAACAGUUUUUCUCCAGGUGACAACACAGGAAGACAACAUUCUCCAUGUUGCAGCCAAAUAUAAUCUGAAGCGGAUGGCAGAGGAGAUCAUUAGAUUACCACCAUUGGUUUCACUUGUGAAUCAAAAGAAUUCUAAAGGUGAUACUCCACUACAUAUUGCAGCAAGGUUGGGGAGUUUGGGGACAGCUCAAGUCCUCAUAAAUUGUGCAAAUACCAUGACUCAGGAAAUUGAAGCAGGUGAAAGGCUUAUAAGGAUGGUGAAUAUGGAGCAAGACACUGCACUUCAUGAUGCUGUAAGAAACGGACAUGAUCAGAUUGCAGAAUUGCUAAUUAGAGAAGAUCCGGAGUUAACUCUUUUGACAAAUGAUGCUGAGGAGUCCCCACUCUUUAUUGCUGUGGAUAAAAAAUAUAUUGAUAUUGCUAAACUUAUCUUGCAAGUUGCUCCAUUUUGCUCUUUCCAGGGUAGGAACAAUAUGAAUGCAUUACAUGCAGCCGUCAUUCGGUCACAGGAUGAAGUUCUCAGAUUAUCUUCCUAUAUGGUGAAGCUUCAGAGUCCUAUGAAUUACGUUACCAAUAUGUCAUUCAAGCAUUCUUUCCAGUUCUCUUCCUUUGGACCCUCUGCCAUCAUUCAGGCUGCCUUCCGUAACUCAAUUUACAAAGAUUUUGUUGCAUGCUUGAUGGAAAAAUGUCAAUCUGCUGCACUCUCUGAAACUGAUGAUUAUGGAUGGACUCCUCUGCAAUAUGCAGUACACUUUGGUGCAGUGGACAUUUUCAAGAUGUUUUUGAGGUAUAUUGACCUGUCAACUGUUUAUAUUAGAGAUAAAGAAGGCAUGUCUGUCACUCACAUUGCUGCAAGAGAAGGUGAAGUAGUCAUGUUGGAAAUGCUUGCAUAUCUUUUUCCCCAAAUUUGGGAUUUACAAGAUAACAAAGGCCAAACAGUUCUUCACCUUGCUGUUGCUGGAGGAAAGCUUGAUUCUGUCAAGUUUAUUCUUGGCACAGAUCUUUCUCAUGAUGGCCUUAUAAACCAGCAAGAUAAUGAAGGUAACACAGCUUUACAUCUUGCCACAAUCCAAGGACAUCAUCGCAAAAUCUUUGAAAUGCUGAUAAAAGAUAGUAGGGUAGACAAGACAGCCAUAAACAUGGAGGGCCACACUGUUCUUGACAUUCUUCUGUUGAAGGAGUACGGUUUCUAUGAAAAGAAUUGGAUCUCAAUGAGUGUUGCAAGCUAUGGUGGUCUAGAAACUUUGGAACAUGCAAUCAACAAGAAUGGUAGAAAAACAAGAUCAAUUGACACAAGACAACUAGAACAGCCACAACGAUCAGAGAGAGGAGAUCCUGCGAGCGACACACAAGUUGAAGGCCAACAACAACUUGCAAAAAGGAAAACAGAAGUUGCAGGACUAAAAAAGCCUAACCGCGACCAACUUCAGAAUAUAGCCAGCAUCAAUUUGCUGGUAACAACACUCAUCGCAACUGUCUCCUUUGCAGCAGGUUUCACUAUGCCUGGUGGGUACAAAAGUGACGGCCCAGACGAGGGAAUGGCAAUUCUAAGCACGAAAACUGCUUUCAGGGUAUUUGUGAUAGCAAAUGCCUUAGCCUUUUGCUUCUCCUCCACAUCAAUGUUUCUCCAUUACUGCAAGUCAUUUGUAGAAAAGCUUGAUGUCCUUGCAUUCUACACAUAUAUCACGUCAUUAUUAACAAGUUAUGGUAUUACUGCAAUGGUCAUAGCUUUCGUUUCAGGCACCUAUGCAGCGUUAGGCGAUUCUCCCGGGCUGGCUAAAGCAGUUCUUUCAAUUGGAUGUUCCUUUUUUGGGCUUCAACUUCUUGUAUAUCUCAAAUAAAUGUCAAAACUAUGUAACACGAACAUAUUUGUGACAUUCUGGUUUCUGUUUUUUGUGAAUAAAUGCAGUGUGAUUUACUAUCUGUGAAUUUUUAAAAGUUCUAUUUUCUUUUAAUAAAUACGUUUUUGUUUGAUUGCAAAAACACUUAAUGAAACACUUGAAGUACUUCAAUUUAUUCACUUUGACACACUUUAUCUCAGUAGCAUUAAAGAUAUUAAUUCCAUAUUCAGAUUCCAUUUUUUCACUACAAUAAUAAGAAGGCCUUAAUCUAUGAACAAUUCUUUAACAGAAAAUUAUUUAGCACAGUGGCCUUGAAAAGAAAAAUAUCCAUCUGCAAUCUUGAAACUGAUUGCCAUGAGUCUCCUCACGAUCAUGCAGCACAUUUUGGAAAAGGGGCCACUCUCCAUUCUCCAACUGCCUUUGACAUAUAAGAACAAUGAUCAACCAAAAGCAUAUCCAUCCUCCAUUUGCUGUCAAAAAAUUUUGAAAAUGCUAUCAGAAAUUUGGGAUUUGCACAGAUAAAAGGCAGAACAGCUCUUCAAAUGCUGUUGAAAGU
This is a messenger RNA of Durio zibethinus, 2536 nucleotides long. Its product is annotated as protein ACCELERATED CELL DEATH 6-like. Gene Ontology annotation, molecular function: protein binding. NCBI's taxonomy places the organism in Eukaryota, Viridiplantae, Streptophyta, Magnoliopsida, Malvales, Malvaceae. The record is from RefSeq and is a predicted model, not a curated record. Gene Ontology annotation, cellular component: plasma membrane.